This is a messenger RNA of Williopsis jadinii, 1656 nucleotides long. RefSeq names its product Zn(II)2Cys6 transcription factor. The coding region runs from base 55 to 1635 and encodes 526 amino acids. NCBI's taxonomy places the organism in Eukaryota, Fungi, Ascomycota, Saccharomycetes, Phaffomycetales, Wickerhamomycetaceae. Gene Ontology annotation, molecular function: transcription cis-regulatory region binding; zinc ion binding; DNA-binding transcription factor activity, RNA polymerase II-specific. Gene Ontology annotation, cellular component: nucleus. Gene Ontology annotation, biological process: positive regulation of transcription by RNA polymerase II. The record is from RefSeq and is a predicted model, not a curated record. The transcript has 2 exons.
CAGAGAAGGAAGAGAUCCAAAUACAGUCGAGGGGGGUGCCUUCAAUGUAAGAAGAUGAAGGUGAAGUGUGAUGAGGCAAAGCCAAAGUGCAUCCGAUGCUCCAAAAGGGACAAAGAGUGUACUUAUGCUACAAAUGGGAGUAAAUUCCGGAUGGUUGAAACAGCGCUUGAAGCAAACCGUGAGCAGGCUAACAAUGCGUCAUUCGGGGCCCUGGAUCUUAUAGACAAGGAUCUAUCUGCGAAAAUAGAUCAGGCAAUUGCGCUGGAUGAGAGUAUUAGCCCAUUCAUUGCAUCUCCUCAUGAAUUGCCUGAUUUGGCAUCCAGAAUUGAUUACGCUCUGCUCAAGCAGCCGUAUGGGGGACCUAGAGUGGAACCUACACGCGAUGCGGUUCUCGAUUCCGAUACCAUUUUCUCAUUCCCAUUUGAAUCCAUACUGUCGCUAAGUGAUGAAAUGCACAGGAAAUACUUCGAUGUGUUCUUUUCAGAGUUUGCUGAAAUCGUUGCUCCUUUGAAAGCGUCAUCAGAUGCGUUCUUCUUUAGGGAUGUUGUCAUACAGUACUCGAUGAAAAAGGACUACCUCUAUUUUGCAAUGCUGGCAUCCGGGGCUCGACUGUCUUAUAGAAGAACACUUGAGGACGACGAUCAAAAUGCAUGUGCUGCUUUUAUGAAAAAGACACUAGAGCUGUUGAAUGAUUAUACAAUGGUGUUGACUUUAUCUAAAGAUCAAGUUGAAUCAUUAAACUUGAGUAUAAUUGUACAAACAGUGGAAACUUUGACUCUGACAAUACUUUUACUCACAUCAGACAAUGCAUCCAGUAUGAAGGACAGCUGGAGAAGCCAUCUUAAGGGGGCCAAGGAGUUACUACGGAAGGUAUUCAUAGACGAGGCAUUUCCAAAGACAAAGGUAUUGACAUUUUGUAAGUGUUGGUUCACCGGGUUUGAAAUACUUGCUGGGCUCACCGCACCUUUCGGGGGAGUUCUGGUCCAGUCCCAUGAAAUAGAGAAGCUUUCAACUAAUGUGAAUGAUGAAAAUGAAGUUCAAAUACUCAGGGAAUUACAACUUGUCUCAAAAGAAGAUUUCAACUACAUCUUUGGAUUUCAUAACAAAUUGCUUCCGCCUCUGAUUAAAUUAAUGACUCGGAUGCGUAAGGGGAAUACCAAUAUUGGGCCAAAGGCCGAUUCUGAUUUUGUCUUUGAUAUGAUUAGCGAACUCAGAGCGUUCAAAGAUUAUGACUUCACAGCUAUAGAACUGGAUUCUAAAUAUCCAUGGGCACAAACUACACACAUGACCUAUGUGAAUGCAGCAUUGUUGACAGUUUUAACCAAAUUUCUCCAUGUGCCUUUGGACACAAGUGCCGUUAUUGAACUUGUCAACAGCAUUUUAGACUCAGUUACUGCUGGAAUAAAAGCUGAAAACGCUACAGAUAGUAUCAUCUUCCCAUUGAUGAUGGUUCAAUGGCCACUACUAGCUGCUGGAUUCAGCGCUAGUACGGAUGAGCAGAAGUUCAAAUUGGAUAGCAUUUUCCAUCUGUUAGCAGGCUGGGGCUCAGGGUCUGCACAGUAUUCAAUUGAAAUGAUGAAAAGAGCAUGGAAUAACAUAAACCCCAACCUUAAUGUCGAUUUAAUGGCCUACUGAGUGGUAUACGCAAUAAACGAU